Neogale vison (American mink) is the source of this 1925-nucleotide messenger RNA. RefSeq names its product serine/threonine kinase receptor associated protein (gene STRAP). Gene Ontology annotation, biological process: spliceosomal snRNP assembly. Gene Ontology annotation, molecular function: protein binding; RNA binding. The record is from RefSeq and is a predicted model, not a curated record. Lineage: Eukaryota; Metazoa; Chordata; Mammalia; Carnivora; Mustelidae. Bases 351 to 1403 code for a protein of 350 amino acids. The transcript has 10 exons. Gene Ontology annotation, cellular component: SMN complex.
GGCGUCAUUGGGAUCGUCAUUUCCUGCCAGUACCGGUGUGGACCGUGCGGGUCGUGGCCGCCGGUUCUCCGGUUCUCCCCCUCCCCUACUUUCCUCCCUCCUUCCCUCUCCCUCCCGUGGCGGCUGUCGGUCGCCCGUCGCAGACUCCCUGACCCAUCCCCAACCCUUUCCUGACCUCGGUCCUAUCCGAUUGGCCUCUUUUUUCCUGUUUUUGUUUUUUGUUUUUUUUUUUGGCCCAGUCCCUGCCGCCAGUGUCAGGGCGGGGGCCUUGAGCCAGAGGCUGCGGCGGAGGAAAAAAAAGACAAGACGACCCUCGACACCGCAGCGGGAUCGCUCGGUUCGCUGCCGCCAUGGCAAUGAGGCAGACGCCGCUCACCUGCUCGGGCCACACGCGGCCUGUGGUUGAUUUGGCCUUCAGUGGCAUCACGCCCUAUGGCUAUUUCUUAAUCAGCGCUUGCAAAGAUGGGAAACCUAUGCUCCGCCAGGGAGAUACAGGAGACUGGAUUGGAACAUUUUUGGGUCAUAAGGGUGCUGUUUGGGGCGCAACAUUGAAUAAGGAUGCCACUAAAGCAGCUACAGCAGCUGCAGAUUUCACUGCCAAAGUGUGGGAUGCUGUCUCAGGAGAUGAAUUGAUGACCCUGGCUCAUAAACACAUUGUCAAGACUGUGGAUUUUACGCAGGAUAGUAAUUACUUGUUAACUGGGGGACAGGAUAAACUGUUACGCAUAUAUGAUUUGAACAAGCCUGAAGCAGAACCUAAGGAAAUCAGCGGACACACCUCUGGUAUUAAAAAAGCUUUGUGGUGCAGUGAGGAUAAACAGAUUCUUUCAGCUGAUGAUAAAACUGUCCGCCUUUGGGAUCAUGCUACCAUGACAGAAGUGAAAUCUCUAAAUUUUAAUAUGUCUGUUAGCAGUAUGGAAUAUAUUCCUGAGGGAGAGAUCUUGGUAAUAACUUAUGGACGAUCUAUUGCUUUUCAUAGUGCAGUAAGUUUGGACCCAAUUAAGUCCUUUGAAGCUCCUGCAACCAUCAAUUCUGCAUCUCUUCACCCUGAGAAAGAAUUUCUUGUUGCAGGUGGUGAAGACUUUAAACUUUAUAAGUAUGAUUAUAAUAGUGGAGAAGAAUUAGAAUCCUACAAAGGACACUUUGGUCCUAUUCACUGUGUGAGAUUUAGUCCUGAUGGAGAACUCUAUGCCAGUGGUUCUGAAGAUGGAACAUUGAGACUAUGGCAAACUGUGGUAGGAAAAACAUACGGCCUUUGGAAAUGUGUACUUCCUGAAGAAGAUAGUGGUGAGCUGGCAAAGCCAAAGAUCAGUUUUCCAGAGACAACAGAAGAAGAGCUAGAAGAAAUUGCUUCAGAGAAUUCAGAUUCCAUCUAUAGUUCAACUCCUGAAGUGAAGGCCUGAGCAUUGGGCAUAUGCCACAGUUAAUGUACAAGUUAUGGACUAAAACAAACAAGCAGAGAAAAGCAUCAGCCUCCCAGAGUUACUCUCUGCUUAAGGCAAACAUGAGCAGUAAAUAAUGGGGAAUAUGAAUUAGCUCCAGUGCUGGAACUAACUUGGUGUUACCUGUACAUGAAAAGGCAAGAGUAUCAGAUGAAGGAAGGUGGAAUUAGGCUCUUGUGGUAUGAUGAUGGCCUGUUGUCUUUUUAAUGAAUAUGUGCGAGCCAACAUCAAUUUCUCUUCUUACAGUUAGAGUUCUUGUAGCUGUUUAUGUUAUUAUGGAGAAGAAAAAUAUAUUGGCCUAUUUUUCUGACUUUUCCCUUAAAACAGAAAGCCCCCUUUUUUUUUUUUUUUUUUUUUUUUGCUUUAGUUGUAAAGAAGAGGGAAUACGUGAUAAAGUAAUUGGUUUGAUUUCUCUUUCAUUGUACACUGCUUCUGAACAUCUAAUUGUUUUAGUUGUCUAAAUAAAAUGCCUCUAAAACAAAA